Molecule: messenger RNA, 1143 nt
Organism: Papaver somniferum (opium poppy)
Lineage: Eukaryota; Viridiplantae; Streptophyta; Magnoliopsida; Ranunculales; Papaveraceae
Product: cyclin-dependent kinase F-4-like
Exons: 4
Coding region: 1-1143 (380 amino acids)
Biological process (GO): intracellular signal transduction; protein phosphorylation
Cellular component (GO): nucleus; cytoplasm
Molecular function (GO): protein serine/threonine kinase activity; ATP binding
Source: RefSeq, a predicted model, not a curated record
AUGGUGCUAGUGGUGACAGAGUCUGUAACUCUUGUUCUAGCUGCUAUGGUACUGAUAUCAUUUGCUUGUCAUGUAGUUACUAAGAAGGCUGACCCCAAGGUGCUGGCUAACAAAGCUUCCAAGGCUGUCAAAGCUGGAGCAUCAACCAUUAAGAAGAAGGCUAAGAAUAUCUGCACAUCAGUCAUAUUUCACAGGCCAAAGACAUUGCAGAAGGUGUACACUGUUUCCCUCAUCUUUGACAAUCAGGUGUUAUAUUUGGUCUUUGAUUACGAAGAAUCUACUCUGUAUCGCCUUAUGCAUGAUAAGAUCAAUCUUUGUACGGAUGCUGAGUUACUAAACGGGUUAUUGGAGAACAGGAUAGGCCUUUUUUCGGAGUCUCAGAUACGACGCUGGUCUCGUCAAAUCUUGCUAGCUCUUGCACAGAUGCAUCGUCCUGGUGGAUAUAUGCAUCGAGAUCUAAAACCAGAUAACUUGCUGGUCGCUAGAGAUGGAGAUUCAAUAAAGAUCGCGGAUUUUGGUCAAGCUAGGGAAAUUGAUUCUAAAUCACCGUGUUCAGAUUAUGUUACUACACGGAUGUACCGCGCACCUGAAGUGUUGUUAAACUCGGUUUCGUAUACCUCUGCUGUUGAUAUGUGGGCAGUUGGGACUAUAAUGGCCGAAAUGUAUUCGUUUCGUCCUCUUUUUCCAGGUAAGAAUCGAGCAGAUCAGCUGUAUAAGAUUUGCAGUGUAAUCGGAAGUCCAACUUAUGAGUCGUGGGCAGAAGGAAUACAACUUGCCAAUUGGUGUGGUUACAAGUUUCCUCAAGUACAUCCAUAUGGUAUUUCUACAAUGAUACCAUCUGCUAGUCAUGAGGCUAUAGAUCUGAUUAAAUCCCUUUGUUCUUGGGAUCCAAAAAACAGACCAACAGCUAUGGAGGCUCUGAAGCAUCCUUACUUUGCGCCCGAUAUGCGUGAAUUGCCAGAAGCGACAACAAGUGCAAAAUUGGAGCAGAGAAUAUAUCCUAAUCAGACUUGCUUUGGUGAAAAACUUCUUGGCCCUUUCUCCCCUGUUAGAGAUAUUACAAUUGAAGAUAUGUUAAAGAGGGUUUGGGCAGAGGAUACAAGUGCAAAGUUCGCGCAGAGAAUAUAUCCUAAUCAGACUUGA